This is a messenger RNA of Hypoxylon fragiforme, 1286 nucleotides long. RefSeq names its product flavin reductase like domain-containing protein. The record is from RefSeq and is a predicted model, not a curated record. Gene Ontology annotation, molecular function: riboflavin reductase (NADPH) activity; FMN binding. The transcript has 3 exons. Bases 96 to 1109 code for a protein of 337 amino acids. NCBI's taxonomy places the organism in Eukaryota, Fungi, Ascomycota, Sordariomycetes, Xylariales, Hypoxylaceae.
UUUUUUCUUUUCUUUUUCUUUUUGCAAUAGGUCUAAAUCAAAGAUCAAAGGCCAAUUCCGGUUACAUAUACAGCAAUUGACCUUCAUGGACUGAAAUGAAGAGUCUCCGUGGUCUGCAGUAUGCGCUGGAAUCUGCAAGAUCACGACAUGUCCCUCUCAAUAUAUAUCAGAGAGCUAGGGUCGGUUUCCUGAGAUGGAGUAGUCGCGGAACUGUCAAAGGCCAGCACGAAGGCUCAGAAAAUUCUACUCCAAAGUCGCAUCAUUAUACGGCAGACGAGAGGCCUGUUGAGCCUCAGAAGCCGUUACAGCAUGCGCUCUCUCAGCCAAUGCGCACCAUCAUGCGUCAUCUUCCGCAUCCCGUAGUCGUCAUUACGACCCUUGAGAACACGGUGGACAUCAGCGAGGUUAUAGAUACGUCAAAUAGGCAACUGCCGCCGCCCGUUCCGCGGGCUAUGACAGUCUCGUCCUUCACAUCUCUAUCCAUCGAUCCUGUACCCAGGGUCACAUUCAAUGUAACAUUACCAAGCACAACAUAUCAAGCGCUUGUCAAAUGUCGUCAAUUUAACGCCCAUAUCCUCGCUAGCGAUGACCAUGGCGCAAGAAUCGCCGACUUAUUUACUCGGGGAAAUAGGUCACCCGUAGACAUAGGCAAAGGGGAACCAGAUCUCGGGGUCCUCGAAGGUUUGAAAAAGUUGGGCAUCGAAGUCUUAGGACAGAAGGAAUGGCUACAUGAGUGGGAGCACGCCAAAUACUACGCGGGAAAAUCCCUUGCUUCCAGGAGCGCAGAAACCUUUACUACAAAGAUUGAAUUGCCUCCAUCGGGCACGUUGCCGGUGCUACAAGGCCAGGGCAUCAUGCACGUGCUCAAGUGCGAGUAUCGUAAGCUGACGCCCCCAGUGGACAGCGACUUCGACCACCAUGCCAUCGUUAUGGGCGAGGUGGUGGAUAUAGUUCCCGGAGAGCAUGGCAUUGCGCUUGCCUACGCCGACCGAGCGUACCGACAGAUGGGAGAGAAGCUUUUGGAUAGACCUACAGAUAGCCCAGCAGCCUUUUCACGAGAAAAUGGUCAACAAGCUGUCGGCAAGCCUGCGACUAAUACAAAUAAAUAAUAACCACUUAUUGUUAAGACACGCAGAAAAGUACAGUGUAGGUGACCAUCGAUUGUAUACCUACCUCGGUACAUACCUAGUCAAGCAACUCACUCAUACUGAUAGCCCCCUUACAAGAAAUCGGGGCAAUCUAUAUUCUUGUGUGUAAAGCACACAAUGCGGAGUGGAAUGAGUGUU